GACAGGGCAGCAAGCGAGCUCGCACUGAAGCAGCGUGUCUAGCUUCUGCUACGAGUAAUGGUAGUUGCAUAGCUCUGCCCUGACCCGCAGAUCCUUCGCUACUCGCCACCUCUCCCGGCACUCGCGUAGCUCGCAGGUCUUUGUCGUUUGGCGCGCCUCAAGAAUCGAUUCAACAUGGGUCGCGCGUUAUCGCCGGCGGGGCGGGCGCCAGUGGCGUUCACGGGGUGAUGGCGGCGUGUGCUGCGAGGCGCCUGUCAGACGACCUGCGCGCCUAGGGCUCCCCCUGCGCGCCUAGGGCUCCCCCUGCGCGCCUAGGGCUCCCCGUGCGCGCCUAGGGCUUCCCGUGCGCGCCUAGGGCUUCCCGUGCGCGCCUAGGGCUUCCCGUGCGCGCAUAGGCUUCCCGUGCCACCCUGCGCUUCGCGCCAGUGCGCGGCGUGGAAUGAUCGAGAUGCGCCAGUGCGCGGCGCGAAAGUGAGAUUGCGAUGGCGCGAGCAGAGUGCAGUCGGCGGUAGCGUAGCCCCGCGCACUCAUCACAGCCCGCCACCGCGCGCCUUACGCCCUCGCUCUGCCGUGCCAGCUCCGCGGCGGCGGCGCCAUGAAGCAGUGGAAGCGGCUGGCCGCGCUGGCAGGGAAGGGCCGCGUGGGCGAUGCGCGCGCGGCGGAGAGGGCCCCGGGCGUGGCGGGCGCGCAGCACGAGCAGCAGGCGGCGAGCGGACCGGGGAGACCAGGGAGACCCCGCAGCCGCAGCGCCAUGGAGCUGACGAUGCCCAUGGCCGUAACGCAGAGUGACUCUAUCGAGGACGAAUUCCAACAGGGCAUGCAGGACGUGGGGGAGAUGCGCGAGCGGUACGAGGGGCUCGUGGCAGCCGUGGCGGCAGCGCAGGAGAGAGCCGCAGAGUGUGCGGAGGCGCUGCACCAGCUAGCGGCGUAUGUGGGGGAGGCGUUUGGCGGCGUGGAGGAGGGCGGCGUGGGCGACACGCUGGUGCAGGCGGCGGCAGCUGAUGGGCGCAUGGCGGAGCUGCUCUUCUUCUAUAGCACGCACCUGCAGCAGACGCUGGCACACCCGGCAGAGGCGAUGCUGGGGGAGAUGCAGCACGUGGUGGAAACCAAGGAGCUCUACGAGCAGAAGCGGAGGGCGCAUGCAGCGGCAGCCGUGGCGGCCAAGGCGCGGCGCAGGGAGGCCGCUGCCACCAUGGGCGUGGGAGGAGCGGCAGAGGGUGGGGGGGAGGCGGGGCGGGAGGCGGAGGAGGCGGUGGCGCGGGAGGAGUUUGACGAGGUGGCCAUGACGCUGGGCUGCCGCCUCCUCGCCCUGCAGCAGCGGCAGCCGCGCCUGCUGCUCACGCUUGCGCUCAAACACCACGCCGCCAAGGUGCGUCUGGUGCGGGGUAGCGCCCGUGCGCUGCAGCGCGUCCAGCCGGCCAUGCUGCACGCACUGGACCACCUGGGCCUCUCACACACGCCGCUGCUGGCGCCCGUGGCGGACGGCGACAUGGACGAGGGGGACGAGGAGGGGGAGCAGGGGGGGGUGGGCAGUGGGGUGGGCGUGAGGCAGAUCUCGUUGUAUGGGGAGCAAGCUGCAGCAGCAGCUCUACCAGCAUCUCAGGGCCCCUCCGCGUCCGCCCACCCCCUGCACCAGCAGCCCUCAAUGCCCACUGCCGCCACCCCUCCUGCGUCUGGCCCCGCUGCUGCGUCUGCUGCUGCCCCGUCAGAUGCCCCCCCCCCUGCUGCGCGCGCCCAUGCCUUAGCGCCCGCCCUCCCGCCCACCGCAGCUGGGCCGUCCUCUGCCACACCCGCUGCAACCAGGGGCGAUGCAUCUGGGUCGGGCGCACCUGGGUGGGGCCCUGCAGUGGGGCGCGAUGCACGGAGCAUGCCUCGCACGGCGGAUGAGAGAGCAAGCAUCCCGGCAGGGGGGUUCCUGGACCCGCCACAAGCGCAGCAAGACUUGCCCACAGCAGCAGGAGCAGCCACAGCAGCAGGAGCAGCCACAGCAGCAGCAGCGCCGCCGCACGUCCGCCAUCGCAGCGUGCCCGCUGCUGCGGCACGGCCCUCCCUGGGCGCGUCCAAGUCGGGCCCCAUCUCCGCCGCCGCGUACCUCUCCGCCCUCGGCACCACGCCUGCUGCACUGGGAGGGCCGCUCGUGGCAGCAGCAGCAGCUGGGGGGAUGGGGGCAGUAGGUGGCACAGGGGCAGCAGGGGCAGCAGGGGGCAGGGCGCCUGUAGCAGGCACGGUGCUGCGGGGCAGGGUGGCCCACAUGGAGCCCUUUGCGCCGCGCAUGUCCGGGCCGCUCCCCCGCCCCGAGUCCCUGCAGGCGCCGUCAGGCGCUGCUGCCAUGCCCGGCCCACCCGCAGGUGCCGGGACUGCGGUCACCGCCAGUACCACGGCUCCACCCGCCGCCGCUGCCACUGCUGCCGCUCCCAACCCCAUCCCAGCAGGCUCAAAGCCUGCUCUCCCCGCCCUCUCCCCUGUCUCGGGUGCAGCGGGUGUGGGUGCCGUGGCUACAGGCAGUGCGGCAGGUGCAGGGGCAGGGGGAGGGCAGGGCGCAGCAGCCGCGGGAGCAGCAGCAGGUAGAGGAAGGGGAGUAGGAGGUGGUGGCGGUGGUGGUGGCGGUGGUGGCAGCAGUGCACCACGGGCGCGUGUGAGCAUGUCGGGUCCCAUCCUGCGAGGCACCUACCCCUACGGUGCGCCCUCCCUCUCGCCCACACCCAUGGCCGCCCUCGCUGCCGUCUCCACCCCCACCGCCCUGCCUGCUGCGCCAUCUGCUGCUGCAGCCCCCUCGUCAUUAUCCCUGCCAGCUCCAGCAGCGCCCGCCAGAACCCCGUCUGCUGUGCCGCCCACCCUGCGCGCGCCACAGAGCCCCUCCCUGAAGCUUCCUAGCACCAGCGUGCAUGCGCUUGUCUCUCCACGCCCCUCCAUGCCACCGGCAGCAGCAGCAGCAGCAGCAUCCCACCUCGCCCCCUCCACCCACCCUUCCCAUCGCCCCCUGGGCGCUGCGAGCCGCGCUGUGAGUGGCCCCAUCACGCGCGGCUCGCUGUUCGGCGCCGCCUACGGGCUGCUGCCCGACGCAGGGGCUGCCGCCGCUGCUGCUGCUGCUGCUGCCACCGCUGCUGGUGCGGGUGCUGGAGCCGGGCGAGCAGGCAUGGGUGGAGGGGCGGGAGGGAGCGUGGGUGGAGGGCCUGCCAGUGCAGCAGCAGCAGCAGCAGCAGGGGGGCGUGGCGCAGGGGGGGGCAUGAGUGCAGUGCGGCUGCACAAGUCUGGCCCCAUUGGCCCCUCGCACCCCUACUACUCCUCCUUCACUCCUCUCUCCCCUCCUCACAACAUGCCCCUCCACGCCCUCCCCCCGCCGCCCCUCGACAUCCCGCCCACCCCAACUGCUGCCGCUGCACCUGCCUCAGCAGGUGGUGGUGGGACGGCAGGGAAGGGACACGUGGAGAGCAGGGAGGUGGGCAGUGCUGCCGCGUCUGCUGCGGGCACUGCAUCAUCUGCUGGCCCUUCCUCCCCUCCCCAGCAGCAGCAGCAGCAGCAGCAGCAGCAGCAGGUGGAGGCAGCAGUGGCAGGCGCGGCAAGGGGGGGGGAAGGUGGAGGGGCGGGGGCAUCUGCUGCUGCGGGGUGGCAGGGCGCAGGGGGAGGGGGGGGGGCGAUGGCAGGGCGAGUGCGGGUGGGGGGAGCAUCGCGGCACCCGUCGGUGGCGACGAUAGUGUCGGAGGGCAGCGAGGAGGGCGGGUCCGCCGGCAGCAGCUUCCACGGCUCGCCCGCCGCGCGCCCCGUGCCGUCGUGACAUGAUGCCUGCAGCAGUGCCUUGCAGGGGGCGAGCAGGAGCAUCCGUGUGCUGGUCGCCACUGGGCCCCCAGGAGUGUGGUGCAGAGCGCAGCUGUAGUGGCCAUGGCACCGCCACCAUGGGCGGCAUGGCAGAGGGCUCCACCUGCUGCUGGGCGCUGCUGGACGCACAAGCACCAUCUGGGUGGUCAUUGGUCCAUGGCCGCUCCUGGUUCGUACUGUGGCAAUGGACCCAGCUUGAACAAGGAAGGGGGCUUGGUUUGAAGUAGAGCUGGGGUUUUUCUUUUUGGGCAGCCGGCUGUGUUCGAAAUAGAUUCGGAAGCAGUUAGUGCAUGAUAGGUUUCCAAUUCGGAGCGGAACCGCUGUUCACUUGCGAGUGUUUCGACGAUCUCGCUCGUCGUACAGCUUGCGAGGUGUCACACUGUUUCUGAACCCCCCUGUGACACCCGAGAAGCAAACCUGGUCCCAACUUGAAAAUCGAGUUGGGUUCCAGGGAAAACGAUCGCACAUGCGAUCCCUUCUGACACGCGAGUCGCUCAAGUGUCGCACUGUACAAUUCGCCAAGCUGAUUGUUGCGUCAGCCAAUCAAAAUCGAGCAACACAUUUCAGAUUCCUUUCCAUCCGAAAUUCACAACAGUGAUUAUAGUCAGUCAUUUUAUACUUAGACGGAUUCUAGAAGGCCAAGGUUCAAGUUGGGCCGACCUUUGCUAUUCUAGCCUGGGGCUUUAACAAUAAGGCGUACGAGGCAAUGCAGCGGUCGGUACCUAAUCUUCUAUAGGUACUCUAAUCAAGGGGUAUCUUUCCU
This is a messenger RNA of Closterium sp. NIES-67, 4579 nucleotides long. Lineage: Eukaryota; Viridiplantae; Streptophyta; Zygnematophyceae; Desmidiales; Closteriaceae. The record is from the annotation of a GenBank genome assembly.